This is a messenger RNA of Echinostoma caproni, 291 nucleotides long. Lineage: Eukaryota; Metazoa; Platyhelminthes; Trematoda; Plagiorchiida; Echinostomatidae. The record is from the annotation of a GenBank genome assembly.
GCAUUGGCAACAGCCGUAAGUCCUGUUAAUGUCUACGCGGUGGAUCGUAAAACCUGUCAAGUUUCAGGCUUCACGAAACAGUUGAAAUGCUCAUCAUGCCACGAACUGAAGGCGUUCAACCUCACGAGUCUUGAGGAAUCCUGCAUGUCAUGUUGUAAAGAUGACGAGACUGCUAAACAGAUUAAGAAAAGCCCGUUUGUGGAGCUGAUCGCAUUUCUCGGUAAGUUAUCUCCGGAAACAAUACUAGAUUUCGCACAUAUGCCGAAGCGGAUUUUAAUUUUUCUAAAUUGA